This is a messenger RNA of Ilex paraguariensis (yerba mate), 1466 nucleotides long. NCBI's taxonomy places the organism in Eukaryota, Viridiplantae, Streptophyta, Magnoliopsida, Aquifoliales, Aquifoliaceae. The record is from the annotation of a GenBank genome assembly.
AUGAAAAUGUUUAAAAGAAAUAAAGAUAUAAUUCCAGUAAAAAUUACCCACUUUCCUGUCACUCUAAGCGAAGCACCUUGCUUGAAGUGUGGAGAAGAGGAGCUUAGUUCUUCCAGAGAAACCAGGGCACCAGAGCUUAUUGUAGAUGAUGCCAUUGGAGCACCAAUUACUAGCAGAAAAGAUAGAGAUUACAAUUCUCCUGCAAAUUAUAAAAUGCAACAAUCAAAGAAAGAACAAGAAGGUUACAUUCAAAAAACUGCAGCUAAUCUCCUUCAGGUCCAUGCAAUAAACAAUUAUUUAGUUGCAGCAGUCCAAAAAGGUCGAGCACCAGCCAUUCAUUGUCCCACCCUUUUCCCAACACACACGUAAAAUGCAAGACUGCUUGAGACAUCUAUAUUCGUUUUUUGAUGCCCAAACUAGUCACAGGAUUGCAUGAUUUGAAUUUUAAUCAGUAUAACUGUAUGCAACCAAGAGAAAGACCAUAGAUUUGAAAAAGAUGCAGGUGCACACAAUCAGCAGUUUGAUAACCAAACUAAAUCACAGUUAUCCAGCUUCGCUUUGGUAAUUGAACAUAGAACUCUAAAAGAGUGUUCCCCAUUUUGGCAGUUUUUCCUAAUCUUAACUUAGUGAAACCUAAAUACAGUAUCAGUUCAGUAACCAAGAACCUAACAGAGCCCCACAGCAGUCAUAUACUAUCUUUGGUGUGAGAUAAAUUCCAGGUGCCAUGAAGGGAGGUCUCCGACUUGCUUAGUCUCCCUCAAUCACUACAAACGCCCCUAUAAAGUGAGAUCUCUCCCCUUAAAAUUUCACUAGAGCUAGGGAUGAAGGAGAAAAUAUUCAAUUGAACGGUGAUACUACAUUAGCAUUGUUACAUGACAUCACCAUCUAAUAAUAUGUUGACAAAUAAGUAAGUGGACCCCCACACAAAUCAUUAAGUAUCUCCUCUCCCUCCGUGUAAAACAACAACCACCCAGAAAGCAGUUUACCCGCUUGAUGUUUUAUUAUUAGUUGCACCGUUGCACUCCAUAUUUACUCCACAAUAAGAAUAAGAGCAACACAGACUUAGAUGCUUGACUAAAGUGUGACCCAUUAGUCCACAAAAGAGUUUAGUCCAGUGCCAGAUAUGGCUCUGUCGAACAUUCCUUUGUCACGAGCCAUUGACAGCUGCACGUAAGUACUGUGACAAAGCAGCUUGUGUAUUUAAAAAAAUAGAGCAAAAAGGUAUCACAGAACAAAUUUUAACAUUGGAAAUUUGAAACCAACACCAAUAACACAUUCGACAUGAAUUUUUUAAUCUCGGUCAUAAUUCCAAUAUAUAUGUAAUAUCCGAACCACUUGACGGCACCAUUGGGGAAAAGAAACACAGAUUUAGAUUUCAAUGAGGGACAUGAACUUAAUUUGAAGCGAAAGGAAGAGGGAAAAAAAAUGAAACCCUCAUACAGAUGGUAACUAAAUAAGCAGAAGCA